AUGUCGAGAGCGGCCACGAUCGGCGGCCGGCUGCUCCGCGUCCCCGGCGCCUGGCGUCCGGCGCCGUCGGUCGUGGGCAUCCCAGGCCUCCCGUCGAAGCCGUGGUGGGAGCGGGACGACCCGCUCUUCGCGGCGUGGCUGCCGCGGCUCGAGGCCGCUGCGCCCGCCAUCCGGGCGGAGUGGGAUCGCCUGCGCGGGCGGCCGUCGGACUACAGGAUCUCCGACUCGGAGCACGCGGGGACGCUGCACUCCUCUCCGGAGGAGUGGCACUGGGCGACGUUUGUGGACGGCGGCCGCGUGGUGCCGGCCUUGUGGGAGGAGUGCCCCGCGACGGCGGCCGCGCUGGAGGGGGUCCCGGGCCUGAUGGUGGGCGACAUGCCCUAUGCAUUCGCCUUCUUCUCGACGCUGCGGCCCGGCAGCCGGAUCGCGCCGCACACCGCGCCGGCGAACCUGCGGCUGCGGUUCCACCUCUGCCUGCAGGCGGCGCCCGCUGCCUCCGGGCCGGAGGCGGAGACAUCGCGGCCGGCGUGCGGCAUGCGGGUGGCGGACGAGGUGAGGGAGUGGGAGGAGGGGCGCUGCCUCGUGUUCGACGACGCGUACGAGCACGAGGUGUGGAACGACUCGGCGGGCGAGCGCGCGGUGCUGCUGUUUGACAUCUGGCACCCGCUCCUCUCGCCCGACGAGGUGCAUGCGAUCCGGCAGAUGUUUGCCCGCGUGCAGGGCAUGGCCGACGCCAGAAGGGGAGGCGCGGCCGCAGAGGACUGA
Emiliania huxleyi CCMP1516 is the source of this 765-nucleotide messenger RNA. RefSeq lists its product as hypothetical. Lineage: Eukaryota; Haptophyta; Isochrysidales; Noelaerhabdaceae. The record is from RefSeq and is a predicted model, not a curated record. The transcript has a single exon. The coding region runs from base 1 to 765 and encodes 254 amino acids.